This is a messenger RNA of Aaosphaeria arxii CBS 175.79, 1629 nucleotides long. RefSeq names its product amidase signature enzyme. Bases 1 to 1629 code for a protein of 542 amino acids. Gene Ontology annotation, molecular function: catalytic activity. The record is from RefSeq and is a predicted model, not a curated record. The transcript is spliced from 3 exons. Lineage: Eukaryota; Fungi; Ascomycota; Dothideomycetes; Pleosporales.
AUGUCUGUUUUCUUCGACUCCCCCAUAAGCCAGGAUCUUGUGGCACAAGGCGAUGUUGAAACAUUACUAGAGAGCAUCGGCGUCACUGAAGGCAUACGCGUAGCCGAGUCUGGUGAAUACCAUCAAUUACUGGCGGCCGUUCACGAUGUUGCCGAGCAUGUUCUCGCUUUACCCGAUUACAUAGCUUGUACCGAUAUGGAAAAGUAUCCUCGCCAAAAUGUGCAUCGCCCGUCGACUGAAGAGCAAGAGUUCGGCAAUGCGUGGGCGCACAAGUUCUUUAUCCAAGGCAAUCCAAAUGGCGAAUUGUUGAAAGGCAAAACUUUAUGUCUGAAGGACAACGUCAAUGUCGCCGGUGUGCCACAAUUCUUUGGAACGGACGCCGUUCCUGCUUGGACACCGGAAGCCGAUGCAACAGUCGUCACGCGGGCUCUAGACGCUGGUGUUAACAUUGUGGGAACGACCAUAUGCGAGAACUUCUGCAAUUCAACGUCUUCAUUUACAAGCGCGCAAGGAACUGUUCACAAUCCCUAUGCUGCAGGUUAUUCCGCGGGUGGAAGCACAUCUGGCGGCUCUGCGCUGGUCGGCUCCGGUUUGGUCGACAUUGCAAUUGGCGCCGAUCAAGGCGGAAGUAUCAGAGUGCCUUCGUCAUUUUGCGGAUGCGUUGGACUGAAACCUACACAUGGCCUGGUGCCAUAUACGGGAAUGGGUAGUGGCGAUCCUAUUAAUGAUCAUGCUGGACCGAUUGCCAGAACAGUGACAGACGUGGCUUUAUGUCUUGAUGCCAUCAGUGGUAAAGACGAUUUCGACGACCGGACGCUGGGAUCUCAUGUUUAUGGAACGUCAAAUUAUGCUAAGAAUCUUCGAUCGUCAGUGGCCGGCAUGAAGAUCGGAGUCCUUGUCGAGGGAUUCGAGCAUCGACUAGUGAACGCAGAUGUCAAGAGAACCGUCCAGAACGCCGUCAAUGGCUUUGCAAAGCUCGGCGCAACUGUUGAAGAGGUGUCAUUGCCGUUACAUUUGGAGGGACCAGCAAUUUGGACAAUUCAGCAGCGCUUUGCCGGCACUUUUGGCUUAUUAGGAUACGCCAACGGCCGGAGAGGUCUUUUUUCUACAAAAUACGAGGAAGCCCGUCAACCUUGGACAAACGAGACAUUUCAGAAACUAUUUCCGUCGACGAAGAACACGAUAAUCAACGGAUUAUCCCUGAUGAAAAACUACCCUGGACUCUACGUCAAAACCAUGAACAUCGCACAGCAAAUCAAAGAUUCGUACGAGAAACUUUUCCAGGAGUACGACAUCAUUGUUAUGCCUACCACGCCUACCGUUGCUCCCGCCAACGUCGAUUGGAAACGAGGGGACUCGCCCAUGUCUGCUUUGAAACCCAGCAUGGGAAUAACAACAAACACUGCCAUUUUUGAUGUUACCGGCCAUCCUGCAAUGUCAUUACCAGUCGGCUUUGCACCUUCUCAUGUCGAUGAUAGCAUCUUGCUUCCUGUGGGCAUGCAGCUGGUGUCAGGUCUGUGGCAGGAACAAAAGAUUCUGGAUGCAGCUUAUGCAUGGGAGUCUGCAAAUGAGUGGAGAGAGGUAGGCGUACCAGAUGUAAAAGAGCAGAAACUGCAUACGAAGUUAUAG